Paramacrobiotus metropolitanus is the source of this 2226-nucleotide messenger RNA. RefSeq names its product eukaryotic peptide chain release factor subunit 1-like. The transcript has 7 exons. Gene Ontology annotation, molecular function: sequence-specific mRNA binding; translation release factor activity, codon specific. Bases 450 to 1784 code for a protein of 444 amino acids. Gene Ontology annotation, biological process: cytoplasmic translational termination. Gene Ontology annotation, cellular component: translation release factor complex; cytosol. The record is from RefSeq and is a predicted model, not a curated record. Lineage: Eukaryota; Metazoa; Tardigrada; Eutardigrada; Parachela; Macrobiotidae.
UUCACAGAAUAGAUUUUUCUUCGAUUCUGUCACAAUUUCAUCAUCUCGGGAUUCUGAAGAGGUUUUUCCGUAUUUUGUACAGAUAGAAUUUAUUGUAGCGAGUUUUUUUCAUGAUCCCUGCGGAUUACGGUGACAUAACGUGAGACGGAACGCGUGUCGUGCGUCAAGGAAACAAGCUAGACUGCUACGUAGAGUACGGCGUUUGUGCAUGUUCUGACACGUUUAACUGACUGCAGCGGAGACCCGAUAUCCUCUCUCUUUUUAUCCCGAGUGAUAGCCAAAUCUUUUAGCAGUUUUGAAUAGAAGAUUUUAUUGAUAAUAUAUUCUGUCAGUGUGCGCUGGGGUGUCUGCGGAUCGCGGAGACCGCUGGAGGAAGAAAGAGGUCCUUGGUUGGGUUCGCUGCGCGUCUGCGCUGUGGAUUUGAUAUUAUUUGAUUGAAAAGAGGAAUUAUGGCGACGGCGGGCGCGGGCGACGACAGCUCGGACCGGAACGUAGAGAUGUGGAAGAUCCGGCGGCUGAUCAAGAGUCUGGAGGCGGCGCGCGGCAACGGCACGAGCAUGAUCUCCCUGAUCAUCCCGCCCAAGGACCAGAUCUCGCGCGUGGGCAAAAUGCUGGCCGACGAGUUCGGCACGGCCUCCAACAUCAAGAGCCGCGUCAACCGCUUGUCCGUCCUCGGCGCCAUCACCAGUGUGCAGCAGCGACUCAAGCUCUACAACAAAGUGCCGACGAACGGGUUGGUGAUAUACUGCGGGACGAUCGUGACGGACGAGGGCAAGGAGAAGAAGGUCAACAUUGACUUCGAGCCCUUCAAGGCCAUCAACACCUCGCUCUACCUCUGCGACAACAAAUUCCACACCGAAGCACUCCAGGCGUUGCUGGCGGACGACACGAAAUUCGGGUUCAUCGUGAUGGACGGGAACGGGGCGCUGUUCGGGACGCUGCAGGGCAACACGCGCGACAUCCUCGCGCAGUUCACCGUCGACCUGCCCAAGAAGCACGGGCGCGGCGGGCAGUCGGCGCUGCGGUUCGCGCGGCUGCGCGUGGAGAAGCGGCACAACUACGUGCGCAAGGUGGCCGAGACCGCCGUCACCUGCUUCAUCGCCAACGACCGCGUCAACGUCGCCGGCCUGGUGCUGGCGGGGAGCGCCGACUUCAAGACCGAGCUGGCGCAGUCCGACAUGUUCGACCAGCGACUGCAAGCGAAGAUCGUGAAGACGGUGGACAUUUCGUACGGCGGCGAGCAGGGCUUCAACCAGGCCAUCGAGCUGUCGGCCGACUGCCUGGCCAGCGUCAAGUUCGUCCAGGAGAAGAAGCUCAUCGGGAAGUUCUUCGACGAGGUGUCGCAGGACACGGGUAAGGUGUGCUUCGGCGUGGACGACACGGUCAAGUGUCUGGAGUCGGGCGCGGUGGAGACGCUCAUCUGCUGGGAGAAUCUGGACAUCAUGCGCUACGUCCUGCGCAACACCAACACCGGCGAGAAGAAGAUCGUCUACCUCCGGCCCAACCAGACCCAGGACAAGAGCAACCUCACCGACAAAGACACGGGUACGGAGCUGGAGGAGGAGGAGAAGAUGGCGCUGCUGGAGUGGCUGGCCAACGAGUACAAGAACUUUGGCGCGACGCUGGAGAUCGUCACCGACAAGUCGCCGGAGGGCUCGCAGUUCGUGCGCGGCUUCGGCGGCAUCGGCGGCAUGCUGCGCUACCAGGUGGAGCUGCAGCACUUCGACACCAGCCUCCUCGACGACUACGCCGCCGAGCACGACUUCGAUCUGGACGACUACUAAAUUAAUUAACAAUUUCGACGGAAGCGCUGCAUGGGCUCGGGCCGCCGUACCGUUCUUUUCUUCCCGCGUUCGUUGCGUUAGUGUUUUUCUACAUUUCUUUUUGAAGCUAAUUAUUGAAGGAAUUUUACGCGAGACCGCACAUGUGUCCGUUCAUUGACUGAUUGCAACGACUAACAACAGACUGGAUUUCUGAUGAUUUAUGACAAAUUAUUUAUCGUAGAAUUUAUUUGUAUAUUUUUAUUGUUUAUUUAUCAUUCUCGCGGGUAUUUUAUUUGCUACUAAUCUGGAUGAUUUAUUGUCAGUUGUUUACUUAUUAUUUAACCGCAGUUUUUUUAAAAUUAUUUUAUCUAAACUCUUUUUAAAUUGCCACUUAUUUCUGGAUGAUUGAUUGAUUUCAUUUUGAUGACUGAUUUAUUUUUUUUAUAUAAUUUUCUACAUAUUC